Messenger RNA from Dermochelys coriacea (leatherback sea turtle), 4603 nucleotides. RefSeq names its product SH3 domain containing kinase binding protein 1 (gene SH3KBP1). The record is from RefSeq and is a predicted model, not a curated record. Lineage: Eukaryota; Metazoa; Chordata; Testudines; Dermochelyidae. Gene Ontology annotation, molecular function: protein binding. The transcript has 19 exons. The coding region runs from base 579 to 2627 and encodes 682 amino acids.
CUCCUUCCUUUCUCCGCUGCUGCGGGCAGCGCGGGGCCGAGGCGGUGCAGCCGCCCUGUGGCGCGUUCUCGCGACACUUCCCGCCGAGCGGAGCCGCUGAUUGCGGCGGCAGCGCCCAGCGUGGCGGCGCCUGGGGCGGGGGGGGGACCCAGGUCUGGAUUCACACGCGCCCCGCUGCACACGCGGAACCCAAGAGGGGGAGUCGCCGCCGCCGCCGCCCAUAAGCGGCCGCCCGCCCGCCGAGCCUGCUGCACCCUGAGCCUGGCUGACCCCAGUGCAGGCAGCAGCGGGGGUUCAGGUCCUUUGCGGAAACUGCGUCCCCCCCCCCCCCCAGUCUCGUCCUAUUUCUGCGGUUUGGAUGCCGACGAGAGCAGAGGAGCCGCUAGCGAGAAGCAGCACCACGCAGCCCGGCUGCAGCGGGCGCUGAGAAGGCGGGCGACUGCCUCAGUCAGCAGCCUCCGCUUCGCUUGGCUCCCCCCCGAGCAGUGGCUUUAAGUGGCUCCCGUCCCCGCGGCUUAUCCAGCCGCCUCAAAGUUUCAGCCUGUCCCCGCUGCCGGGCAGAGCCCGGCUCCACAUCCAUGGUGGAGGCGAUAGUGGAAUUUGACUACAAGGCUCAACAUGAUGAUGAGCUGACAAUCAAUGUAGGUGACAUAAUCACCAAUAUCAAGAAAGAGACUGGAGGCUGGUGGGAAGGACAGCUCAAAGGCAGAAGAGGUUUGUUCCCUGACAACUUUGUAAGAGAAAUGAAGAAAGAAAGUAUUGCCAACAAACCACCAGAGAAGCCUAUAGAUGAAGUUUCCAAUGGAAGCCCUUUACUGUUUUCUGAGACGAUUGUUAGGACCACCAGAAAAGGGGAGAGAAAUAGGAGGAGAAGAUGUCAGGUGGCUUUCAGUUACAUGCCUCAGAAUGAAGAUGAGCUGGAGUUAAAAGUUGGUGACAUCAUUGAAGUGAUGGGAGAAGUGGAGGAGGGCUGGUGGGAAGGAAUUCUCAAUGGAAAGACUGGCAUGUUUCCUUCCAACUUCAUAAAGGAACUUUCUGUUGAUUCUGAUGAUGUGGAAAUUGCACAGGAGGAACAACUAAUAAAGCCAAGAAAGUCUGCCUUUCAUGGAACAGUUCUGUACAGAGUGGCACAAGCAAAGAUUGACAGCUACAGACGUUAUAACAGUUUAAGAGAUGCUACAGGCUCUGAGAGUGAUGGUGGUGACUCAAGCAGCACAAAAUCAGAAGGAGCCAAUGGAGCAGCAGCAAUCCAACCCAAAAAGGUCAAGGGGAUUGGUUUUGGCGAUAUCUUCAAAGACAAACCAAUAAAGCUACGGCCAAGGUCAAUAGAAGUAGAAAAUGACUUUCCACCAGUAGAAAAGACUGUUGGGAAGAAAUUACCUCCAGCUACAGCAGCUCAAGAGCCAACGAAAAUAGAAAUGGACAGCAGAAUCAAGAUCAAGGAGUAUUGCAAAGUAAUAUUUCCAUAUGAAGCACAGAAUGAAGAUGAACUGACAAUCAAAGAAGGUGAUAUCGUCAUACUUAUCAGUAAGGAUUGCAUUGAUGCAGGCUGGUGGGAAGGAGAACUCAAUGGCAGGCGUGGAGUGUUUCCAGAUAACUUUGUCAAGCUUCUUCCCUCUGAUUUUGAAAAAGAGAGACCUAAGAAACCACCACCUCCAUCAGCUCCUGUCAUCAAACAAGGGUCAGGUGCCACAGACAGAAAACAUGAAAUCAAAAAGGUACCUCCUGAAAGGCCAGAAUGUCUUCCUAAUCGAACAGAGGAGAAAGAAAGACCAGAAAGAGAGAAAAAACUGGUAGAUUCGCAUAAGCCUUCGGUUCCUGCGAUACCGCCGAAGAAACCUCGACCACCCAAAGCAAACUCUCUGAACAGACCUGGUACAUUGCCCCCAAGACGACCAGAAAGACCAGCUGUGCCUCUGACGCAUACAAGGAAUGAUAGUACAAAAAUAGAGUUAGUGGGCAGUACAGUAUCCGGAACCUUGGAGAAGGACUCCUCAGAAAGAAGCAGUGACAUUGAUCUGGAAGGUUUUGACUCUGUAGUACCAGUUGCUGAGAAGCUCAGUCAUCCAACUACAACCAGACCAAAAGCUACUGGCAGACGACCUCCAUCCCAGUCACUCACAUCUUCCUCCCUUUCAAGUCCUGAUUUCUUUGACUCACCGAGCCCUGAAGAGGAAAAGGAAGAACAUGUGUCCAUUAUACAUAAAGCAACUGAAGUGUCAAAGAAAACAAAGACUGUUACAAUAUCACAAGUGUCUGAUAAUAAAACUUCAUUGCCUCCAAAACCAGGGGGUUUGACUAGUGGGAGUAAUGUACAAGCAUCAUUAUCCUCAUCCUCACCUGCACUUCAUUCAGUUACUGUGGGAACAACAGGCCAUAGGUCAAAUUCCCCAUCAUUGUUCAGUACUGAAGGAAAGCCAAAGACUGAGCUCUCAAGCCAGGGUCCGGCAGCCUUGGAAGAGCUGAGAACACAAGUUAAGGAGCUAAGAACUAUUGUUGAAACAAUGAAAGACCAGCAAAAAAAAGAGAUUAAACAAUUGUUGUCUGAAUUGGAUGAAGAAAAAAAGAUCCGUCUACGAUUACAGAUGGAAGUUAACGACAUAAAGAAAGCUCUUCAAUCAAAAUGAAUACUGGAUAGGUGGAAUGUUACAUUAUUCAUCAUGAGUGAGACUCAAAUUUAUGCCCCAGCCCAAAUAACUUUGUGCCAAAUGAUUUAAGAAUUGCCUCAAUAUCCCUUUGUUUGAAGGAUUAGCACAAGGGUUUUUGAUAGCACAACACAAAUUCCAAUGAAGAGGAAAAAACUCCAUGGGAUGCAGUUGCUGAAUGGCACUGGUUGUGACUGAAAUUGAUCUUAUUGUGCUAAAGUUUCUACUUCAAGAUCACAAAUGAAAUGAAAACUCAGGCAGUUUAGUCCAUAGUGGUACUAUUUUGAUGAUAUUUUUCCAUAAAUAAAAUGUAUUUCAGAUUAUCCGUUUACAAGCUUUAUGAUUUUGACUUUUUUUUUUAUUUUUUUGUCACAGAUUCCUAAAAUAUUUGUACUGCGUAUAGCCAGGACUGAAUGUUGAUGUUUGGGGGGCAGGGGUGUUAUUUUGCUUCAGGUAGAACAGCCUACUUUUUGUGUUAUGUUUUAAAUGCUAUUACAUAUGCAAUUUUAUGUCCACAAACAAUCUACAAUAUAAAUUUAAGUUUGUGUAGAAUGGCAUAUUUAAAAAAAAAGAAAAUCUUGUCUUUACAAUGAUUUGUGCCUUCUUUUUGCCACCCACUGAUUGGAACUGGUUGCAAACCAGAUCUCAAUAAUGUAGCUGCCAUGAUGACACCAAUCACUUAGGUCCACUAGAGGUCACUCUUCUGAUGUAUAGCUGCUCAGACAACCUAGCCAUAUGUGUGCUAAGGCAGCAUAAGGUUGGGAGCAGCAUUGUCUUACCAGCUGUGGCUUUUUAGCUUUCCUGUUUAAUAAGACUCUCAUUCAGCUAGAAAAUUCAUCUCUGCUUGAUUUUCAUUAGAAAAGUUAAACACCUGCCUUCGUCCCCAUUUUUGCACACUUUGAGUGAACAGAAUAUGCAUUACUAAAGCAAAAAUAAAUAAAAUUAACUAAAUAUAUCAUCAGUUAAAAGGUUGUAUUAUUUCAUACACAAGGUUCUCUUUGUUGUGUGAUGUUGUUUAACUUGCUAUUUAUGUGAUGUCAUUUGCCACAUUCUGUUGUAAGCUUUCUAACAUAGAUGAAAUAGAAGGAUUUCUUUAUAAUACAUUUUAGCAGCUGUGCUUUCUUUUCUGGUUUUAUGAAAAUCAAGUUUUGUGUAUGUUUGUUUGUUUGCAAUGGAGCAUUUCAGCCUUUGAAAGUAACCUGUUUCUUUCCUGUUAGUGCAAUCUGAAAACAAAGUAUUAUAUGACUGCUCUGGCUUCAUAUUUAAAUGGCAGCAGAUUUCAUUUAGCCUGUGAGAAUGGUUUUAUUAUGUUUCUCAAAUGCCCACUAUGUCUGUUUAUUGAGUUUAUCUGAAUCAGCUAAAUAUGGAUAUUUUUGUACAGCUUGUGGAAUGAGGGAUUGAUAAUGCUAGUAUUAGGAAGUGAUAAAAUCGCACAAAGGAUCUAUUAUUCAUCAUAUCAAGUGUUAUUAAUUGAUACCACCCUAGAGUUCCUGCAUCACAGUUUACUAUUCUUCCUGUUAAGGGUUGGAUGGGACUUAUUUCUCAAUCUGUCUGUGCCAUUCAUGAACAGCUGGAGGGGUUCUCGUUUGGUUAUAUGGAGAAUGUUUAUAUAUGUUUAAACACACACAAACAUCCCAGUAUACAUGUGUUACCUGAAGGAUUCUCAACUGGGUGUUCUGCAUGGGCAAUACAGAACAUUAUCAUCGGGUCAGUUUCCUUUGCUUGUGCUUUUAUGUAAUGAAGGUGUCUGAGAUUUCAACUUUUGUUAGUGAAAUUUACAGUCUUUGAUUUAAAUUACAGUGUAUUCUCAGUUGUAACUGGAACAAAAGCUCUAAUUACAUAUUUUGUCACUGAGAUGCUUUUAUUUAAUGUUUUUAAACAACUGCAUUGAGAUUUUUUAAAAUAAAAUUUAUAGUCCCAUCAUGGUUUUCCAGCAAUAAAGAUUUUUAGGUUAUUAA